UAUUAGAUAUAACCCAAAAUAAAAAUAAAAUAAAAUAAAAAGAACGAAGAAAAUUUGUGACGAAGAAGCAAGCAAUAGAGUGGAGCAGUGACCAUGGACGACGUUGAUCGGUUGUUCGAGUGCUUCAAAUGCGGCAUCUCCCCUCCUCAAUCUGCUUUGAGGGAAAGAAAGAGAAGCAAAAGCAACUUGAAGCGAAGAAGUAAAACCCAGGAGGUCUCUUCUCCAGGAUCAGCAGCAGAUCAAACACAGAAAAAUGCAUCAGAAAUACAACUUUCUGCGGAGAAGUCUGGUUCGGGAACUGUUAAAGCAAACAACUUUAACCGUGCAAAGCAGUUUUCUCCAGUUGUAUUCUAUGGGUCUCCAAAUGGGGUGCCUCCUAAAAAACCAUCAAGAUCUUUGCUGCGAUUGUUACGUGAAAUACGUGUUGAUCUUGCUACACAAAAAAGAUUGAGUUCAAGGAAGGAAGUAUGGGCGACAUUUCCAAGGCAGGAUGAAGCAAUGCAGUUUGCCAAAGGGAAUGGGAACGUUCAUGUUUUUAGUUAUCAAGAUCACUAUAGUGGACAAAGAAGGUUCCUUGUUUCAACUUAUGACGACUUCUGGAGAAGGUACAACAAUAUGAAUCCCAAGUUCCGUCACCAUUAUGAAGUGAUUCAGGAGGGUUUACCAUGCCACCUUUACUUUGACUUGGAGUUCAAUAGGAGAGACAAUGCAGGCAGAAAUGGAGAUGAAAUGGUUGAUGUCUUGAUUUCAGUCAUUUUCGAAGCCUUACUUGAAAAGUAUUCUAUUCAAGGAAACAAGGAAUGGAUAUUGGAGCUUGAUUCCUCUACUGAAGCAAAGUUCUCUCGUCACCUAAUCAUUCGCAUAGAGAAGACUGCUUUUAAGGACAACUCACAUGCAGGUGCAUUUGUCACUGAGAUAUGCUCACGGAUUUCAAGUGCAAAGGAGAUGGAUGGAAGAUUUGGAAAAAUUUUUGUUAGAAAAGAUUCAAAGUCUUCGAACUCCGCUAGUCAACUAUUUGUGGACACUGCUGUAUAUACCCGAAAUCGUUGCUUUCGUUUAGCUCUAUCAUCAAAGGCAGGGAAGAAUUCAGUGCUUCUACCUACCGGGCGUUUCAAAGCCAAGGACAUGCAAUCUGAGGAGGAGAUGUUCAUGGCAUCCUUGAUCUGCAAUUUGGAUGUUGAUUGUGAGAAGCUUCUAGUAUGCAAAACAGAUCUUGAUUGUAUAAAGACUCUGCAUUUUGAUACAGAGGUAAACCGUAACUUUGGAAAAUGUCACCGUUGGCCCCAAGAAUUUGCGUUGAAUGGUGGCACAACUGAUGUUUCAGCAACGUACUUCCUUGGGAAAUCUCCAUUCCCAGCUUUGGAUGCAUUUAUAGUGUCUGUUGCUACCGUAGGAAAUGUAUCAGGUAAAAUUCGUAGCUGGUACUGGUUCUCAGAGUUUGGACACAUGGUCUACAGCAUGUCAAGAAACAGAUACUGUGAGCGAAUCGGCAGACAGCAUAAAAGCAAUCAUGUGAUAUACGUUGCUGACCUCAGAAGGGCGGCUUAUUAUCAGAAAUGUCAUGAUCCUGACUGUAGAGGUUAUCGUUCUCCCUCGCGUCCAAUUCCAUUGGAUAUCAUCCCUGAAAUGGUGCAUGAAUAUCGAAAUGAUCAUGAAUGUGUUCCUUAUGGGGAUGAGAACAUGACUAGCAGCUGCAUUACAGAUUCAUGGUGGCUUGAAGCCAUAAGAGUUGCAGAUGAUGUUGAAAAUAAGAAGAUAGACAUCAGCAAUAUGGAAAACAUCGAUUCAGAAGAUGACAACUGGUGGAUGGCUGUGGAAAAAACUGCAUCCCAAGCUGAACUAGCGCACUUCAACUGAUUCAAGGUCUAAUAUAUAUUGGCUGGUAAUCCUUCCAGCUUUGGCCUGGCCUGCUGACCGAUACUUACAAUGUCGAAGUAAAUGAUUCAUCAUACAAACAAAAGGCCUGGUUCUGCAUCAUCCUGUCAUAGUAGAGGAGAGCAACGUCAGUCUAAUUUACAUAUAUGCCUGUGCUGUUCAAACUGCAUGUGUAAUUAUGGUCAGACGGAGAAGUCUAGAUUAGCCUCUUCUUUUCUUUUCUUUUUUCUUACACACCGUAUAAAUGAACGAAUUGUUAUUAUUUAUGCAAGGUCUUAGUCCA
This is a messenger RNA of Prunus avium (sweet cherry), 2158 nucleotides long. RefSeq names its product DNA primase. The record is from RefSeq and is a predicted model, not a curated record. Gene Ontology annotation, biological process: replication fork processing; response to UV; mitochondrial DNA replication. Gene Ontology annotation, molecular function: DNA-directed DNA polymerase activity; chromatin binding. NCBI's taxonomy places the organism in Eukaryota, Viridiplantae, Streptophyta, Magnoliopsida, Rosales, Rosaceae. Gene Ontology annotation, cellular component: mitochondrial matrix; nucleus.